AUGUUUUAUUCUUUGCCAACAGAAGCGAAGCUUGAUAUAUUUAAAUGUUUCAAUUAUGAACAAUUAUCUUCAAUUAAACAAACAAAUUUAUUUUUUCGUGAUUUUAUUAAUAAUUUCGAGGGGAAACUUGCCCGAGAAGAAUUAUUCAAGUUUACUAUCGAUUUUUUCAAUAAUUUCGAAGAAAUUCCUCAUAAAUACGUUAGACCCGAAGCUGGAAAUUUUGAUUUUGCUUUAUUUGACGAGCAACAUAAAGAAUUGAAUAAACAAAUUGAUGAAAUGUGGAGUAAUGGACAACAAAAACGAAUUCCUUUGUAUUUACCUGAUCACGGAUUGCUUGACAAUAUUGUCAUUAGCCUGUCUAUAGUUUACAACAAUAUCGAAGAACACAACAUUAUUCUAGACCUCCCAACAAUUAUUAGAAACAAAAAGCAAAUGAAAAUUGUUUAUCAUUAUUUAACUCGAUUAUUCAAUUGUUCUUUUGUUUUUGCCAAUUUUUGCCAAUUUAUUUUCAAUCCAGAAUUAAUCCAAUUAUUUUUUGAAAAUGCGAAGAUUCCCGGGAAAUUUUAUGUUAUAAACAAGCGGGCAUCCAAAAUUGCCGCCGGGAGCUUUUUUGAUUGGACACCUAAAUCUACCGAUACAAAUGGUUGUUUAAGAUAUGUUUUGCAUAAUUUAGUCAGUGAAACAUUUAAACAUGUAAAUAAUCCUGAAGUUUAUGCAAUUAUUUUAUUCGAAAUUAUAAUGAGAGGAGACAAGUUUAGAGGAUUCGAGUUAAUUUGGGAUAAACUGUCAGAACUUGUUAAUUUUUAUUCUUGUUUAUAUGGUAUUGAAAUGUCAAUGGAUAGCCCAAAAAUGGUGGCUAAUAUUGAAUUAAAUGAUAUUUAUUUUAAUUUGAAUACUUUAACGAAAGGAUUGAAGAAAUUGUUGGAAAUUGAUGAAUUAAUGACUGAAUGAAUUUGUUGUUAAAUUUGAUUUUUUUGAUUUUGAUUUUACUUUUUGGAGGUAAUACUAUGGAAGUCAACCCCUCUUUUUUCACUUUUUCACUCAAUAUUUUG
Messenger RNA from Meloidogyne enterolobii, 1052 nucleotides. The record is from the annotation of a GenBank genome assembly. NCBI's taxonomy places the organism in Eukaryota, Metazoa, Nematoda, Chromadorea, Rhabditida, Meloidogynidae.